Messenger RNA from Staurois parvus, 363 nucleotides. The record is from the annotation of a GenBank genome assembly. Lineage: Eukaryota; Metazoa; Chordata; Amphibia; Anura; Ranidae.
GGGAGAGCGGAUAUAGUGAAUGCGGGGUUCGGGGAGACCAGAUAUAGUGAAUGCGGGGUCCGGGGAGAGCAGAUAUAGUGAAUGCGGGGUCCGGGGAGACCGGAUAUAGUGAAUGCAGGGUCCGGGGAGAGCGGAUAUAGUGAAUGCGGGGUCCGGGGAGAGCAGAUAUAGUGAAUGCGGGGUCCGGGGAGACCAGAUAUAGUGAAUGCGGGGUCCGGGGAGAGCGGAUAUAGUGAAUGCAGAGUCCGGGGAGAGCGGAUAUAGUGAAUGCAGGGGUCCGGGGAGACCAGAUAUAGUGAAUGCGGGGUCCGGGGAGACCAGAUAUAGUGAAUGCGGGGUCCGGGGAGACCAGAUAUAUUGAAU